GUUGAGGCCACACCUGCCUUCCCCGCUGCCGCGCCCACCUGCCUGUUGCCUGUUGCCUGUCUGUCCCCACACGAACCGUCAUGUCGGCUCCCGCUCCGAACAACACCGGCGUCAAUCCCAACAUAGCCUUCCCCGCGCCUCGCAUCACCCUCCCUGUCGGCCUCCCGGUGCUGCAGACAUACUCCGGGGUCCUGAUCUGUCUGGAGAUUCUAUUCGGGGCGCUGGUAUGGAUCCUUAUCGCUGCUUCCAAUGUCCCGGUGCCUCUGCUACAAGGCUGGGUGAUGUUUGUGUCCAUCACCGCGUGUGCCUGUUCCAUCCUCUACCUGCUUGCCUACAUCUUCGGGAUCGUGCUCCGAGUGGAGGUGGACUGGAACUUCCUGGAUUUUGCCUACCAUUUUGUUGCUUUCGUGUGCUAUUUUGGAGCAUCAUUACUUGAAGCUGCAACCACCGCUGGAGCUACUCACAGCAUUAUUCAUAAUAAUGUUAGCACUCUUCUAAGUCAACAAGCAUACAGUCUUAAUGUUGCUGCUACAAUAUUUUCUUUUGUUGUUACUAUGUGCUAUGUCUGCAGUUUUCUUCUUGCUUUAAGAAGAUGGAAGCUGUAACUGGUAUUCUGAACUGUUUGAAAAGAUAGAGUUGGUUGGAAUCAUCACCUUCAGAUAAAACAUCUUUCAAACGCCAAAGAAUGGAAAUGACAUAUUGAAUGAAGAGGCAAAUCUUUUCACAAGCAGUU
Molecule: messenger RNA, 733 nt
Organism: Callorhinchus milii (elephant shark)
Lineage: Eukaryota; Metazoa; Chordata; Chondrichthyes; Chimaeriformes; Callorhinchidae
Gene: mal2
Product: mal, T cell differentiation protein 2
Exons: 4
Coding region: 81-605 (174 amino acids)
Biological process (GO): myelination
Cellular component (GO): membrane
Molecular function (GO): structural constituent of myelin sheath
Source: RefSeq, a predicted model, not a curated record